AUGACGAAUAUGACAGAAAAGUUGCGAGCGCUUAGUCCUUUCAAAAUUCAAGGGCUAUCCUUCGACCCUCAAAGAUUGUUAAUCGGAGACGAGACCACUACAGAUUCAUCCGCAUUCAAUAGUGAACAAAAUCCACCACAGCAAGUGAUAACACCUUCAGACAGUGUACUUCUACCGCAAGCGAAUACUACAGCCGAUGAAGUGCAGUUGAGUGAGCAACCGAGUGAUACCACAGCUGCUCUUCAAGCGGUGCAGUCGGCAAACAGACCGCAAGAGUCUACUAGUGAAAAGCCCAAGACAGAAACGAGUUCAAUGAGCCAUAUAAGUCAACAGCUUUAUGUUUUUCGUCGAAUUAUGUUUUUCGUCUUCCUCCUGUUUUACAUCAUUGCACUUCCGGUCUGUCUUCUCUAA
Messenger RNA from Enterobius vermicularis (human pinworm), 411 nucleotides. NCBI's taxonomy places the organism in Eukaryota, Metazoa, Nematoda, Chromadorea, Rhabditida, Oxyuridae. The record is from the annotation of a GenBank genome assembly.